AUGUUUGACCCCGUAAAGUGGAUAUUACGCAUGGUGUACUUUUAUUCGCGGCUUCUUGGCGUAAUAAACUUUGAGAUUGACAUGAAAACCGGUCGGGCGAGCGUCACGAGACGAGCAUCGAUAUAUGCAGGUGUGGUUAAUGCUUUGACUCUGAGCCUAUUACCAUUUUUGGGUCUCAGUAAUCUGGUGCAAAUAUGGUCACAUGCCGGGCUGCUCCACGAGUAUCUCUUCCUAGUCAUCUAUGUGACGCGAGUCGGCUGCCUUGUGAUAACGUUAUGCAGUCGCUGGUGGCAGCGCGGUCGGCUCAUUCACCUGGUGAACGCCUUUAGUCGCUUGGCAUUUCGGAGACCACAAGUUAUGAGAAUGUGGCGUCGCAGAGUUGUUUUAAAAUUUAUGAGCAUUUUCUUAUCGGAGAUCUCUCAAGUAGCAAUAAGCUUUUAUCCGAUCCGAACAUACCUGACUCUUAAGUUGACCUUUAUCAUUCUUAUGUUGUAUGCAAUGACAGCCCUGGUAAAUGUGAUAAUCUCGCAUUUUUACUUUAUAAAUGUGAAUGUGCAUAGCUAUUACAUCCUGCUCAACCAGGAGAUACAGGCAGUGCUCAGCGAGAUACGUUCCCUGGAUGGUGAACAUCGAAGGGCUACUCGCAUGAUUAAAUGCUGCUUUCUAGCCGACCAGCUGGAGGACAUAGCCAGGACGCAGUCUGAAUUGCAAACGCUUCUACAACGUUCAACCCGUAUUUUUGACAUUCAGGGUCUCUGUAUAACCGUCAUUAUGUACCUUUCCAUGAUUACUACCAUAUACUUUACCUUUGUCGGCCUCACAUUGACAAACCGUGCCUUAAGCUGGAGCUUCUCAAACGUACUAUUCUUGUUUGAAGUCACCUUCUACUUUGCGGAUAUUCUGGUCACCAUGGACAACCUAUACAUUGUCCUAGAUGUCCAUGCGGAAAUGGUAACCCUGCUGGCGCAGUUUUCAACGCUUGCUCCGGGCUUAGAUGAGCGUUUGGAGAUGGUCUACGAGAGUUUCCAGCUUCAGCUUGCGCGGAACCCCUUACAGGUGUGCCUCUUUCAUCUCUAUAAAGUAGAGCGAGCAAAAGCUGUUGCUAUAGCCAGCUCAAUAGUAAGCAACUCUCUGGUGUUGGUUCAAUACGAAGUGCAAAAUACAUAG
Molecule: messenger RNA, 1167 nt
Organism: Drosophila novamexicana
Lineage: Eukaryota; Metazoa; Arthropoda; Insecta; Diptera; Drosophilidae
Product: putative gustatory receptor 59d
Exons: 2
Coding region: 1-1167 (388 amino acids)
Biological process (GO): sensory perception of taste
Cellular component (GO): membrane
Source: RefSeq, a predicted model, not a curated record